UUUGUGGUUUGAUCCCACUGCUGACUUUCACACCUAUUCCAUCCUCUGGAAUCCUCAAGCCAUAAUCUUCUCUGUGGAUGGCACGCCUAUUAGGGAAUUCAAGAACAUGGAAUCAAUGGGUGUUCCCUUUCCUAAAAAUCAGCCGAUGAGAAUAUACUCCAGUCUUUGGAAUGCGGAUGAUUGGGCCACAAGAGGUGGGCUGGUGAAGGCAGACUGGACCCAAGCACCCUUCACCGCCUCCUACAGGAAUUACAAUGCUGAUGCUUGUGUGUGGUCAUCCGGAGCAUCUUCAUGUAGUUCACAUCCAUCUUCUUCAACCUCUGGUACAGCGAAUUCGUGGCUCACUCAGGAAUUGGAUUCUACAAGUCGAGAAAGACUAAAAUGGGUUCAGCAAAACUACAUGAUUUACAAUUAUUGCACGGACACGAAGCGCUUCCCACAAGGUCUCCCUCCAGAGUGCACCUCCAGCAUGCCUUAAUUGAAGAGGAUCC
Messenger RNA from Malania oleifera, 491 nucleotides. Its product is annotated as xyloglucan endotransglucosylase/hydrolase protein 22-like. The transcript is spliced from 2 exons. Bases 107 to 478 code for a protein of 123 amino acids. Gene Ontology annotation, biological process: glucan metabolic process. The record is from RefSeq and is a predicted model, not a curated record. Gene Ontology annotation, molecular function: xyloglucan:xyloglucosyl transferase activity; hydrolase activity, hydrolyzing O-glycosyl compounds. NCBI's taxonomy places the organism in Eukaryota, Viridiplantae, Streptophyta, Magnoliopsida, Santalales, Ximeniaceae. Gene Ontology annotation, cellular component: apoplast; cell wall.